UCCAUCUGUCAAAAAACAAACACACAACGAACAGUCAAAGGAAACGUUUGUUGAGAUGUUAUUGUAAAAUGUUUCAUCCUCUUCAGUCCCGUGAACAUGGGUUUGUUGAAAAGGCUAAGCUUUUCAACAUUGCAAAAGGAAACAAAGAUUUUAUACAAAGACUGAAGUUGGAUAGUAAAGUAGAGGCUCACACCGGAUGUGUAAACACUUUAUGUUGGAGUUCUUCAGGUCAGAAUAUUUUAUCAGGAUCAGAUGAUCAGCACUUAGUUAUUACAGAUCCAUUUAAGAGGAAGAAAAUUACAUCAAUAAGAUCCGGACACAGGGCAAAUAUUUUCAGCGCCAAAUACCUUCCUUUUACUGGAGAUAGUCAGAUAAUAAGUUGCUCUGGUGAUGGAAAGAUUUACUAUACAAAAGUAGGUCAAGAUGAUCAGCAUGAGGCUAGUUUAUUUGACUGUCAUUUUGGAACAACUUAUGAGGUAAUUGUGGUUCCAAAUGAAGCAUCAACGUUUUUAUCUUGUGGAGAAGAUGGUACUGUUCGAUGGUUUGAUUUACGAAUCAAAACUAGCUGUCUCAAAGAAGAUUGUAAAGAUGAUGUAUUAAUCAACUGUAGAAGAGCAGUUACUUCAUUGGCAGUUAAUCCUAUGUUGCAAUACCAACUUGCAAUAGGCUGUUCUGACAGCUCUGUUAGAUUAUUUGACAGAAGAAUGUUAGGAACUAGAUCUUCAGGACAUUACACAGGAAGAGGUCUAACAGGAAUGGUAUGUAGUUUUACAGCACCAAACCUUGCCAGCAGAUCACACAGGAUUACCUCCCUUAGUUAUAGUCCUAAUGGAGGAGAUGUACUUGUUAGUUAUUCAUCAGAAUAUGUUUACCUGUUUGGCACAAAGGACUCAAAAGUGAAACAUUUUGAUAAAGUUUUCAGUAAACCUGAAAGGUCCAUUGAUCAUGGCAGUGAUAUAAAGUCUUCUGGUGGAUUAGCAGCUUUCCCAUCAAUCAACCAACCAUCCACAUCCACCAUUCAGCCAUCCACAUCCACAGCUCAGCCAUCAUCAUCCUCCACACUAGGAGCAGCAUUCUCCUUACAGAUGUCUCAGACUGUUGGUGCUGAGGAAGAAGGAUAUUCACAGACUCCAUUGUCUGAGGGUUUCCCAGAGGACCAGCCAGAAAUGUCAAGACAACCUCCAUUCAAACGACUAAGAAUGAGAGGAGAUUGGUCUGAUACUGGACCCAAUGCAAGACCGGAGUCUGAAAGGAAUUCUGAAGGCAGACACAGACCAUUAAUGCAGAGAAUGUCUGAUAUGUUGACAAGAUGGUUGGAUGGAAAUCUGAGGAGAACUAAUAAUUCUAAUGAAGGGGAAAGAACAGAAGGCCAGGCAUCACCACAGGAUUCAAACAAUGAGAAUGCCAUCUUUGAUGUUUCCCAAGAUGCAUCAGCAGUUGAAGGAAGUGUUGAGAUGGAUGGAGUUGUUUCAGGAUGGCAAAAUAUGCCGUCAACAUCUGGUAGGAAUUUCUAUGGGUCAGCUGACAUGGAAGUAGGAAAUACAAAUAAUGAUGAGCAGCCUACAUCUGACGUUCCUUUAGAACCAGUUGAUUCAGAUUUAUCUCGUGGCCAGGAUUCUAAGCCAGAUCAUGGUCCUACUGACAAUAAUACUCAUGACUGUGAUAAUAGUAACCAUAGUGAUUCACAUGACUCUAGUAGCCAUAGCAACCAUAGUGAUACAAAUCCUAUACAAACUUCACAUGAUCCCAAUAGUGACCCUGAUGCAGACAGGGAAGCAGGUCAACUGGAACCUGUGAUAAGUUUACAUUAUUCUACAGAAGGGACUACCAGUAGUACAAUACGACUAGGUUUUGCAAGGUUUGAGAAUUUAGAGGCUGGAAUUCUUCAGAGAAGUGCUGAAAAUGCCUCAUUGUCUCCUUUAGUAACAGAUCCUGUACAAAAUCAAGAUCUGUUUAAUGUUUCAGACAAUAAUGUGUCACAUGAAGCUAUUGAGCUUCAGCAAGACAUAGAUUCUCAUGAUUCAGAUUUAGAACAAGGGGAGAUAAAUACUGCCUCAAAUAUUUUACAAGAUGAAGAACCUGAUAGUUCAGAAAAUAGACAAAAUCUUGAUACUCAAAAUAGUGGAGAAAUUUCUAGUCAGUCUGAUUCAACCGAAACUCCUAACUGUGAUACACAACAGAUAGAGACUGUUCAAAAUACAAAUGAAAGUGAAAGAUCAUCACCCAAUAGGGGUGAAGGGUCAUCAGAAAUUGGUGAAAGGUCAUCAGAAAUAGAUGAGAGAUUAUCAGAAACACCACCUAUGUCAUCACCUAUCUCUCAUUUACAUAUAAGACCAAAUUCUAACAGGACAGAAGGUGCAGGUACAGAACCGGGAAUGGAUGUUGAUGCUCCACCUCCACCACCUGUACCUAGACAGAGAAGGAUUGGGAGGAGUGGUCCCUCCAUGGGAGACAUACAGUUAGGAUUGGAGGUUGACAAUAGUGGUGAUGAACAAGAUGAUGCAGGAGAUAACAGACCCUCUAACAGCUUAGAAAGACACAUAACAGCUAUAAAACUGCAAGAACUUUACAGAAAAAGACAAGAAGAGAAGGAAAAAGAAGAAAUGGAGAUGAGAAAUAUCUAUCAACCUUCAUUUAAAAUGAAGUUUAAAGGUCACAGAAAUGCUAGAACCAUGAUAAAGGAAGCUAAUUUCUGGGGAGAUGGUUAUGUAAUGAGUGGCUCAGAUUGUGGCCACAUAUUUAUCUGGGACAGACAUACAGCCAGACUAGUGAUGCUUCUGGAGGGAGACAGACAUGUUGUCAACUGCUUACAGCCUCACCCAUAUGAUCCAAUUCUAGCAUCCAGUGGUAUAGAUUAUGAUAUAAAGAUCUGGUCUCCAUUAGAUGAAAGUCCUAAUUUUCAGGAAGAGGUAGCAAACGAGAUUAUGUCUCGUAAUGAGAUAAUGUUAGAAGAAACAAGAGACACCAUCACAGUCCCUGCCGCUUUUAUGUUACGUGUGCUGGCUUCACUUAACCAGAUCAGGGCAGGACGAGCAUCAGUCAGCCGAGUCAACCAGGAACAUGGGUCAAGUGAUUCAGAAUGAGGCUAGUGCCAACCUGUGAUUGUAAAUUUUCUAGAACUUAUGCAACUUUACCUUCAUUGUGAAGUCAUGUUGUAAACCUAUCUCAUACUGUCUUAAACAUAAGGUAAUAAUAAAAAAGGAUUGUAACAAAAUAACACCAAUCAGAUGUUAAAACUGGACAAGAAACAAUAAGUUUUUAUAAAAUGUACAUGUAUGGAAUUGAAUGUAUAUAGAAACAACAAGGGGGAGAUAACUCACUUUAUAGCAAUCUACUAGCAUUGUUAAGGAAAAAGUCUUCUAAUAUGCAGUUCUAUAGAACAAAAGGAUUUUUAUCUUUCCUUGUCAAACUGCUUGGUAAUGUUAACGAGGUUUUGUUAUUUAUGUUUUGGUAUAAUUGUCUUAAGGACAUAAAAAAUAAAUACAAAUAUUAAACAGUUAAAAAAUUUAAGUAUGAAGUUUUAAGAAAAUUAUAAUAUUAUCAGUCUACCUUGAUAAAACUAUCUUUGGUGCAUCUAAAUUAUUACUAGUUUUACUUACAUUUUAUUGACAAAUGUCUAGUGUUAAAAAGGCCCUUAAUAAGACUAAAAAUGUAUUGUUGUAUAAUUGUCAUAUUUUAUAUUUUAGUUAUUGAAGAAAUAGCAUUUAUGAAAAUAUGAUUCCUUAUGAAUGUGGUUUCAGAUCUUGAUCAUGAAAAAAAUUGCAUUUUUGUUGCGCCUGCGACUUCUGUCGCAGAAAGCUUGACAUAGGGAUAGUGAUUCGGCCUCAACGGCAUUAACUACUUAAAAGCUUUAUAUUUUAGAAGGUUGAAGACCUGGAUGCUUCAUACUUUGUAUAUAGAUGCCUUAUGUUAUGAAAUUCUGUCUGUCGUAUGUCCUUUGUCCUUGACCUCAUUUUCAUGGUUCAGUGACUACUUGAAAAAACAGUUAAUAUUUUUUGUAAUGCUAAUUUCUCUUAUUAUGAGUAAUAGGAUAACUAUAUUUAGUAUGUGCAUGGCUUGCAAGGUUCGCAUGCCUGUCAGACAGUUUUCAUCUGACCUUGACCUCAUUUCAUGGAUCAGUGAACAAGGUUAAGUUUUCGUGGUCAAGUUCAUAUAUCAGAUACUACUAUAUUUGGUGUAUGGAAUGAUUGUAAGGUGUACAUGUCCAACUGGCAGGUGUCAUCUGACCUUGACCUCAUUUUCAUGGUUCAGUGGUUAAAGUUAAGUUUUUGUGUUUUGAUCUUUUUUUUCUAAUACUAUAUGCAAUAGGUCAACUAUAUUUGGUGUAUGGAAAUAUUUUACAAUGUACAUGUCAGUCUGACAGGUUUUAUUUGACCUUGACCUCAUUUUCAUGGUUCAUUUGUCAAUGUUAAGUUUUUUCUUAGAAACUAGAAGCAAUAGGUCAACUAUGUUUGGUGUAUGGAAUGACUGACCUUGACCUCAUUUUCUUGGAUCAUGGUAAGUUUAUGUGAUACUUGUAGUAAAGUUUUUAUAUUUAGGACUAUCAACAUAAAAUCAAUGAUCAGUAAAGCAGGCGAGACAUUUCAGUGUGUGCACUCUUGUUCCAUAAUUUGUACAAAUGGCUUACAAUUUUGUAUAACUUACAAUAGAUUUAUGAAAUAUUAUUUCACAAGAUGUUAAUUAAUGUACCAGUAGGUUGAUUCCUGUUCCAAUUCAUUUGUCUUUUCGGAGUUAUGGAACUUUUUGUUUCUGUAGCUGGCCUGACAAUAAGUUUAAUUUUAUCUUAAAAAUUACUCAACCCUGCAAGAUAGGAUUCUAAUUAAAAUAUGGAAUAGUCUUUUCAGUGUACUCAGUGUUCUAAUAAAGAGUAAGGAAUUCCUUUUUUUUAAACUAUGGAAUCUGGUAAUCUUUAUUUAAUUUUUAACAACACUUGAUUAUGAGACUACCUCAGCAACAAAAUUGUCUGGCUAUUUGAUGGUCAAUUGUAGUAUACAGUUCCUUGUAAAAAGCAGGGUAACAUCUGGGUGGGGGAUUACAUCAUUUUUAAUAUGCUGUAUCCAAAACCAUGACACCUGUGCUGUUAUCAACAACCAACCUCGUCUUAAUAAAGGUUACAGUACACGUACUCUUUUGUUCACAAUUAUCCAUAUAAAGUGUCCUUAAUGCAUUCAUUUGUGCAGGUUACUAUUUGAUUAGAAAGUAUUCCUAUUUUUGAUGUAUGAAACUGACUGAAUAAAAUACUGGCCUAUGCUUAUAAGAGAGUAAAUGUUUUUAAGUUUGACUCUGCUGAGAAUGUUUUAUGUUUGUUAUUUUUCUGUGAGAGUCAGUAAACUUUUAAGCUUAUGUUUUUGUUUUGUAUAAUGUAGUGGUAACAUACUUCAUUUAAAUCUGUGUAAAUCUGUGAUACUGAAUAUCAUGUUUAUGGAUUGAAAAUAAACAAUUGAUCCAA
Molecule: messenger RNA, 5449 nt
Organism: Mytilus californianus (California mussel)
Lineage: Eukaryota; Metazoa; Mollusca; Bivalvia; Mytilida; Mytilidae
Product: DDB1- and CUL4-associated factor 6-like
Exons: 18
Coding region: 69-3083 (1004 amino acids)
Biological process (GO): positive regulation of transcription by RNA polymerase II
Cellular component (GO): Cul4-RING E3 ubiquitin ligase complex; cytoplasm
Molecular function (GO): protein binding
Source: RefSeq, a predicted model, not a curated record